Molecule: messenger RNA, 2700 nt
Organism: Nematocida ausubeli
Lineage: Eukaryota; Fungi; Microsporidia
Exons: 1
Coding region: 1-2700 (899 amino acids)
Source: RefSeq, a predicted model, not a curated record
AUGAUCAACAAACUAAUCCUAAACCUAAUGAUGGUACAGAGCAUCAUUGCAAGAGUUAGCAUGGAGGCUAUAAAGAAAGUGAACGAAAUUCCGAUUGGUGAGACGAAAGAUGUAUUUAUUAACCCAGAAGGGCCUCUGUGCCUGCUGCGAGGAUACAUUGGAGACCGAAGCGGACACAUGUACAACAAACGGUUUUAUUCACCUGAGAUACACACAGACUAUGCAUUGACUAAGAAAGGAAUAUCUGAUGCAAACGAACAGGAGUAUCAAUUUGAAAGAAAUCCAGUGAAAGACAGGGUAUACAAAGACAUAGCUACACAGGCCCCCAAUGGGGAGUAUCUUAGCACAUACCAUGCGCAGAUGAUAAAGAUGUUUCCGUCUGUAGAUGGAAACCUUUCAAUUGAGGCAGGUAGACCAACUGCAAUUACGAACUUCUUAAGAGCAGAUCACGUUAAAGAAGAUGCUAAGUAUAUCCUUGCUGCACUUCUUCUUCUCUCAGAGGGUGUUGACAUUAAAAUAGCAGUAGACCACACGGGAAAUAAAAAGAAGCUUCUCAUAAACAGCAAGACAGUCGAAGGGAAGGUAUUUGCAAAUAUAGAGUUGUACAUGGCAGGUAUAGAUCCAGCCAAAGAUGAGUACAAAGAAAACAUUCCCCAAAAUGAGACAGCUGAAAUUGUCAACUUCUAUUUGCGCUGCAGAGACAAGAAAUACCUAAGGAAAGGAGGCGAUUUUGGAAUGCCUGCUAAUAAAGAAGAAUUUGAAAGUGGAAAGUUUCUGAACAAUGCAGGCUUUCUUAUACAGACGUACAUAUACGAGUUCAUUGACACAGUGGAGGCUUAUACAAGCCUUGCGAAUGCAGUGCACGAAUUACUUGUAGACCAAAUGACUGAUAAAGGAAACCCAGAUGAGAACACUAAUAAGAAAGACAAGAAGGGAAGAAUAUUCGAUGAGUUUUUUCUGAAAAAAGAAGCAUUUGAUGAAAGCAAAAAAUACAUUACGUCUUUCUAUGAUCUGGUGAGGGCCACCAACGAAGAUGCUAAACUUCCCUUCUAUAGUGUUAGUCAGCUGCCACAGUACACUAGAGUGCCGUCUUUAAAACUAGACAGAUCUGGCUUUAAUUUAGACCAAGCCUCACGCUACAGCGACUGUGUGGAGACAGGCCUUCUUGGUCUAUUCUGCUGUCUGGCAUACAACCCAGAUGCAAGAAGGUACGAAACCAGUCACAUGGGAGAUAAAAUAAGUAAAGAAUUAAAGGCGUUCUUUAAAAAGUAUCCUGAGCCAACUGAAACUGUUGACUUUAAAAUGCACAUGGAGUGGGCUAGAGUUGUUGCAGGCUUGGAGAGCGACAAGAUUGACUACAAGAGAGAGAAAAAUGAACUUCGUUCUGGGCUUAUGAAUAUACUUCUGGUAAUUGCAGAAAUAACAGGAGAAGAAGAAUCUAUAAUGGAGCUAAUUCAGUAUAUAGAAGAAUGCACUCCAGGGAAUUUAAGCAGUGAAGCCACCAUUGCAGUUACAGAUAUGAUGGAGGAAAUUAUUACACGGUUAUCGUAUAAUAAGGAUCUAAGCGUAGAAUGCGACAGAGUAGUUCUUGGGAAAAGAACAGGUGGAAAAGAUGAUAUUUUAUGUGAAAUUAGAAUUGCCUAUAUAUUUGAUGAUGCAGAGUGUGGAAUCAAUCUAUAUAUAGAUAAGGGACAUACGACUCUUAAUCUUUUCCAAGUGGAAGUAGAAGAGUCCUUCGAUGUUAGCGAAAAAUACGAAGAAGUAAUCGAUAUUUUCGGUAAAAUGAAUAGUUACAUAGGAUAUAUUGCUACUAGGUACGCUAAUACCGAGCUAUCUAAUUCAGGCAAAAGCACUGAAACGAUCUUUUCUGAACAGAAAGAUGCCAUAGAGAAAAUCAUAAAAACCAGUGAAUUUAGUCAGAUUCCCAGAAUAUUCUUAACACAAAGGAUUACUGAUUCUUGCUGUAAGGAGCAUAUUAUGGACAAAUUUAUACUAUACUCAAUAAAACAAGAGAUCUCAGAAAAUGAUCCUGCAACACGCUUUACUGCAAAUAUCUUAGGAAGUGUUCCACUGGAUGACGGCAGAACAAUGGAGAGACUGGUGAAAAUGUUCUUCUACAGUGCAAACUGGCAGACAUACUACCCAAGUCUUGGGUUUAAGCCAUCUGAGAAUCUACCAAAAAAGAAAUACUUCAUUACAGACAUGGGGUUCGCAUAUAAGAGUAUAUUAAAAGAAAAAUCAGUUGAUCUUGCAAUCAACUCCGUUAUAAACUAUAUAACAAUGGACACAGAUAAAGAGUUUGAUAUAUGCGAUGUACUGACUAAGGAAAAUAUAUUUAUAUCUUUAUUUGGUCUCCUGCAAGACAAACAAGAAAUAGAAGCACUUAAAAGGUUUAAAACCGCAUUUGAGAAGUACAGAGACCCAAAGAAUUCAGAAUCCAUUGAUAACUUGUAUAUCUCUUGGUUUAUAUAUACAUGUUCAAAUUAUAGAAAUAAUUUGAAUUUCAUUCAAGUGGUUUACAACCUCAUGAACUUUGAUGGUUUAAAUCCUGACAAUGAAAAACCCAGUGCAUGGUUCACUGACCGCAGUUUUGCUUUAGACACUCUAAAAGAGAAAAAAGCCCUGCUGUGCUCAGAAACUGACAAAGAAAGCAUGAAAAACUACAACAAAGCAGUGGAUUUCUUUACACCUACCUACUAA